Molecule: messenger RNA, 2159 nt
Organism: Fopius arisanus
Lineage: Eukaryota; Metazoa; Arthropoda; Insecta; Hymenoptera; Braconidae
Gene: AIF
Product: Apoptosis inducing factor
Exons: 8
Coding region: 185-2092 (635 amino acids)
Biological process (GO): apoptotic process; mitochondrial respiratory chain complex assembly
Cellular component (GO): cytoplasm; mitochondrion
Molecular function (GO): protein dimerization activity; FAD binding; NAD(P)H oxidase H2O2-forming activity
Source: RefSeq, a predicted model, not a curated record
ACUGACCCUCUACUUCAGUCAAUCCUCUUUGGGAUAACGAAUCGAAAUGAUUUACUGAUCUUCACCAUUGAGGUUAUAGUUGUGUACACUAAAAUUUAACAGUGAGUAUGGCAAAUAUGUCAUAAAAAACGACAAUAUAAAUAAAAAAAAACGUGCAGUGAUACGAUAAAAUAAAAAAGACAACAUGUUGAGUUGUGGGCGAGGAAUUGGACAAAUAUCGCGCUUCACCAGACAUGCUUACCCCAAUUGCAUAAAAUCUGCAGUUUUUGAAUUCACUGGCAGAAUUGGUAGUUUGAGACAUGCCAGUGAUGGAAAAAUUGACAAAUCUGGGAAGCAACGCGGGGCGACUCUCAGGGCUGAGGAAUGCAUGCCACCAAAAUUGAGUAAAACCGAUACCUCGGCCAAGAAUUCUGGUUCCUGUCCACCAGAAUGUGAGGAAAUCUGUGGAAAAAUACCCGAGAGGGGCCCAGGGAAUGACAACAACUCUCCCAAGUAUUGGAAACAGAUUAUUGCGGUUAUACUUGUCGCAGGGGUUACAAUUUACACGUACACGCGUAUUGACUCGCUGAGAGACAAGGAGGGCUCAGCAUCCAAAAAUUCCUCGAAAAAGAAAAAAGACAGCGAUAAAACGGGCAAGGCAAGAGCCCGCUACCCAGUGAGUUCAGCUGCCCUCCCAGCAGAUGUUCCCUAUUUAUUAAUCGGAGGGGGAACUGCUGCAUUUUCCGCAUUUCGCUCGAUAAAAUCUAAGGACCCUAAGGCUAAGGUACUUGUGAUAUCCAAUGAGCCAGAUCAGCCGUACAUGAGACCACCGUUGUCCAAAGAGCUCUGGUACAAUAAAGACAGAGAGGUGACAAAGCAGUUGACUUUUAAGCAAUGGAAUGGAACAGAGAGAAGUUUAUUCUACGAACCUCCAGAGUUCUACUCAAGCGUCGAUAACCUCAUGAAAUCUGACAAGGGUGGUGUUGCCGUAGCAACAGGCUGGACAGUAAAAACUAUUGACCCCUUCAAUAGAAUAGCAAUCCUCGAAGAUGGCUAUGAAAUAAAAUACGACAAGUGUCUCAUUGCCACCGGUACAUCGCCAAAAAAUCUAUCGAUAUUUGAAAAUGCUGAUCAAUCAGUUAAAUCUAAAGUCAUUCCGUUCAGGACGAAGGAUGAUUUUCUAGAGCUCGAGGAGAGGCUCGCUGAUCCCAAAAUCAAGAAUAUUGUUAUUGUUGGAGGGGGUUUUCUGGGAUCAGAACUCGCCUGCUCUCUCUCACGAAAUCUUCAAAAUACGCAGAGACGUGUGUAUCAGGUUUAUAAGGAGAAGUUUAUAAUGUCGCAGGUUUUACCGGAAUAUUUGAGCGAGUGGACCACGAAGAAGUCUGCUCUAGAGGGUGUCACGUGUAUUCCUAACGCUGAGAUUGAAAAUUAUGAAGUUAAUAAGGGACAACUCAAUUUGAUAUUGAAUAAUGGCAAAAGGAUCGACGCUGAUCAGGUGGUAGUGGCUCUUGGAGUGAAAGCCAAUACUGAACUGGCUGAGCCAUCGAAUCUCGAGGUGGACCCAGAUAUCGGGGGAUUCCUGGUGAAUGCCGAGCUAGAAGCACGAAGCAAUUUGUGGGUAGCUGGAGAUGCAGCUUGUUUUUAUGAUGUUAAAUUGGGUCGAAGACGAGUUGAGCAUCACGAUCAUGCAGUCAUCUCUGGAAGACUGGCUGGUGAAAAUAUGACAGGAGCUGGCAAGCCCUAUCUACACCAAUCCAUGUUUUGGUCAGACCUGGGACCCGACGUUGGUUACGAGGCCAUUGGGAUCGUCGAUUCCACUCUCCCGACAGUUGGAGUCUUCGCUAAGGCUGAGGACAGGGACAGUACUGCCAAGACAGGAGCUCCAUCCAGCAAAGAUCAAUUGAAAGCAGAGGGAGAGAUCCAUCACCCCACGGAAUCAGGGCAGGACUAUGGAAAGGGAGUAAUUUUCUACCUGCGAAAUGAUACGGUCGUUGGAAUUGUCCUGUGGAACAUCUUCAAUCGCAUGUCACUGGCUCGUCAAGUUUUGGCGAGAGGAACACAAUAUGAGGACUUAAAUGAAAUAGCCAAGCUGUUCGCCAUUCACGAAGAGUAAUUGUCGCGUAUCACUCGCCAAUUCAAAUAAAAAUGUAUAAAAGAGUUUCAGAACUCGUACAAAUCAA